Messenger RNA from Brassica rapa (field mustard), 6066 nucleotides. RefSeq names its product receptor-like serine/threonine-protein kinase SD1-8. The record is from RefSeq and is a predicted model, not a curated record. Gene Ontology annotation, biological process: protein phosphorylation; recognition of pollen. Gene Ontology annotation, cellular component: plasma membrane. Lineage: Eukaryota; Viridiplantae; Streptophyta; Magnoliopsida; Brassicales; Brassicaceae. Gene Ontology annotation, molecular function: ATP binding; protein serine/threonine kinase activity.
UUAGAAGAUUAAAAACAAAAAAACGUAAAACCUAACCAAUAUCCAGAUUAAACAGAUUUAUUGUCUUUUUUAUUAAAAAUAACGAAACUAAUAAUCACAUCCCGCGCAAGGCGCGGGUUAUUAUCUAGUCUUACAUCUAUUCUAUUAGCAUGACAAACUCAUACUUGUAUUGAUAUUAGAAGAAAAGAAGAAAAACUUACCAAAUGUGGAUGCUGAUGAGAUGACAAAGCAAAUGAAGAAGAUAUUAGGUUUUGGUGAAAAUGAACCGGUUUAUGUACUUAUAAUUAAAAUAAAUUCAAGAGUUAUAACGUUUUGGAUUGACAGACAAAACUCGUAUGUUUUAUUUUCUUAAAGAGUUCAAAAUUGUUUUUUGUCCAAUAGUGGUUACUAAAAGUAGUAUAUUACUUUGUUUUAAAGUUGUUUAGAUAAAAAUAAUAAAAAAGAACAACAUAUGUGGUUUUCAUAGAUCGAUUCAAUAAAAAUAGAAUAAAUAGCUAGUAGUUACACCAAAAUAAAUAUAGUUGAACUUAAAACAUAAAGUAAAGUCGAUGUUCCAAAACCACAUAUAUGCUAUGUGUUUUCUAAACGAAUAUAGUUGCGUUUGCGGGUAGUAGCGGUUAAACCAAUCAUACCCUAAAUGGUACGAAAGUUUUCAAUAUACUUUGAAUGUAUCGAAUCAUACUAUUGAGACCACCAUACUUGCGGAAUACUAUAUAUGCUAUGUGUUUUCUAAAAGAAAACUACUCCAUAUGCGAUGUUGGCAGCGUGAGAACUAAUAACGUGUAGAUAUAAAAGUAGUUGACGAAUGAUACAAGUUUGUGGAAGUGAAUUAAUUGAUCGGAUGAAAAAGUCAUGGACUAUAGAACACAACAUUUUGCUUGCCAGCUAGGUUCGUCAUAAUAGUUUAAUUUCGAAUUUUCUUGCAAAGUAACUUAUGAUGUAUAUAUAUAUAUAUAUAUAUGUAUGAAAGUUAGGACAAAAACUAACAACAAGAAGAAAAAAAAAAGAAAGAAAGAAAGUGGUGGGGAGAGAUGAAAGGGGUACAUAACAUUUACCACCAUUCUUACACCUUCUCGUUCUUGUUAGUCUUCCUUGCCUUGAUUCUAUUUCAUCCUGCCCUUUCGACCUAUGUCAACACUAUGUCGUCUUCAGAGUCUCUCACAAUCUCAAGCAACAGAACACUUGUAUCUCCCGGUGGAGUCUUCGAGCUUGGUUUCUUCAAACCCUCGGGACGCUCGCGAUGGUAUCUCGGAAUAUGGUAUAAGAAAGUCUCCCAGAAAACCUACGCAUGGGUUGCCAACAGAGACAACCCUCUCUCCAAUUCCAUUGGAACCCUCAAAAUCUCUGGCAACAAUCUUGUCCUGCUAGGUCAGUCUAAUAACACUGUUUGGUCGACAAAUCUUACUAGAGAAAAUGUGAGAUCUCCAGUGAUAGCAGAGCUUCUUCCCAACGGUAAUUUUGUAAUGAGAUACUCCAACAACAAAGACUCAAGUGGAUUCUUGUGGCAGAGUUUCGAUUUUCCGACAGAUACUUUACUUCCGGAGAUGAAACUAGGUUACGAUUUCAAAACAGGGCGCAACAGGUUCCUUACAUCAUGGAGAUCCUAUGAUGAUCCGUCAAGCGGGAAAUUCACUUACGAACUCGACAUUCAAACGGGAUUGCCUGAGUUUAUUCUUAUAAAUCGAUUUUUGAAUCAACGUGUUGUAAUGCAAAGGAGCGGUCCGUGGAAUGGAAUCGAGUUUAGUGGCAUACCGGAGGUGCAAGGAUUAAAUUACAUGGUUUACAAUUAUACGGAGAACAGUGAGGAGAUCGCUUACUCGUUCCAAAUGACCAACCAAAGCAUCUAUUCCAGAUUGACAGUCAGUGACUAUACACUCAAUCGAUUCACGCGGAUCCCGCCGUCAUGGGGAUGGAGCCUGUUCUGGAGUUUACCAACGGACGUGUGCGAUUCUCUUUACUUCUGUGGAUCUUAUUCUUACUGUGACCUAAACACGUCACCUUACUGUAACUGUAUUAGAGGGUUCGUUCCCAAGAACCGGCAGCGGUGGGACUUGAGAGACGGAUCACAUGGGUGUGUGAGGACGACGCAGAUGAGCUGUAGUGGAGAUGGGUUUUUGCGGCUAAACAAUAUGAAUUUGCCGGAUACUAAGACGGCGUCUGUGGAUCGGACAAUUGAUGUGAAAAAAUGUGAAGAGAAGUGUCUUAGCGAUUGUAACUGUACGUCGUUUGCGACUGCGGAUGUUCGAAACGGCGGAUUGGGUUGUGUGUUUUGGACCGGAGAUCUCGUUGAGAUCCGGAAACAAGCCGUCGUUGGUCAAGAUCUUUACGUCAGAUUGAAUGCUGCUGAUCUAGAUUUUUCCUCGGGUGAGAAGAGAGACCGAACUGGAACAAUCAUAGGUUGGAGUAUUGGAGUCAGCGUUAUGCUUAUUCUGAGUGUUAUCGUCUUCUGCUUUUGGAGGAGAAGACAGAAGCAAGCAAAAGCAGAUGCAACACCUAUUGUGGGAAAUCAAGUUCUAAUGAACGAGGUGGUGUUACCAAGAAAGAAGAUACAUUUUUCUGGUGAGGACGAAGUAGAAAAUUUGGAACUUUCAUUGAUGGAGUUUGAAGCUGUUGUCACAGCCACCGAACAUUUCUCUGAUUUUAACAAGGUCGGAAAAGGUGGUUUUGGUGUUGUUUACAAGGGAAGGUUAGUUGACGGGCAAGAAAUUGCAGUUAAGAGACUAUCAGAAAUGUCAGCUCAAGGUACCGAUGAGUUCAUGAACGAAGUCAGGCUAAUUGCAAAGCUUCAGCACAAUAAUCUUGUCCGACUUCUUGGCUGUUGUGUUUAUGAGGGCGAGAAGAUCUUAAUUUACGAGUACUUGGAGAAUCUAAGCCUCGACUCUCAUCUCUUUGAUGAAACCAGGAGCUGUAUGUUAAAUUGGCAAAUGAGAUUUGAUAUUAUCAAUGGUAUUGCCCGAGGGCUUCUGUAUCUUCACCAAGAUUCACGGUUUAGAAUCAUCCAUAGGGAUUUGAAAGCAAGCAAUGUCUUGCUUGAUAAAGAUAUGACUCCAAAAAUUUCAGACUUCGGAAUGGCAAGGAUCUUUGGACAAGAUGAGACGGAAGCUGACACGAGGAAGGUGGUCGGAACUUAUGGCUACAUGUCUCCAGAAUAUGCGAUGAACGGGACAUUCUCGAUGAAGUCAGAUGUGUUCAGUUUUGGGGUCUUGCUUCUUGAAAUUAUAAGUGGCAAGAGGAACAAAGGCUUCUGCGACUCGGAUAGUAAUCUUAAUCUUCUCGGAUGUGUGUGGAGAAAUUGGAAAGAAGGUCAAGGUCUAGAGAUAGUAGACAGGGUCAUCAUAGAUUCUUCAUCACCAACGUUCAGGCCACGUGAAAUCUUAAGAUGCUUACAAAUUGGCCUCUUGUGUGUUCAAGAACGUGUAGAGGAUAGACCAAUGAUGUCGUCAGUAGUUUUGAUGCUCGGAAGUGAAACUGCAUUGAUUCCUCAACCUAAACAACCAGGUUAUUGCGUCAGCCAAAGUUCUCUGGAAACUUAUUCUAGUUGGAGUAAACUGCGUGACGAUGAAAAUUGGACAGUGAACCAAAUCACCAUGUCGAUCAUUGACGCUCGGUAAUAUGAUAGUCUUUGAUAAUAUUCUCAUUAUUAAAGUUUUACUAAAUGGAAAAAAUGAGUUUAAAAAAUGAGUGACAAUGCGUGCGAAACUCCUCAGUCUCUAUCGAAAUUUUCAUUUAUCCUCUGAUAUUCUCUCGAUCUGGUUUCUUUAUUUCGAGUCAACUCACAGUCAGCAACUGCAGCAACCAUCUCAACACGUCAACACCGGCAAUUCAAAGACAACCACAUUACAUAUUUUUUACUCUGUUUUUGUAAGCUACAUGUUAAUUGUGUGUAUUUUACGCGUAAAAACAGUCAGGAUACACCUAUUUUAUGUUGAGUUAUGUUCAUAUCUUUCACUAUUACAUAUCUUGCAUUAUUUCAGGACACACCUUAUUCGUGUAAACAUUUGGGACAAAUAUACACAUAUCCUGGUUUAAACCCACAUUUACUUGUCUAAUUUUAGUAUAAAAUUGUUCAAAAAAAAUUAUAAUUAGUGAAAUAAUCAUAACAAUAGAGAGGCUAGAAUAUAGUGUAUUUAUAUAAUAUUUAUUAAUUACUUUGUAUGCCCUUCGCAAUUUGAACCACAUUUUUUUUUUUUUGGUUUUAUAUGUUGUUUUAAAUUGUUUACCCCUUUAUCAUUUGUCUAUCUUUAAUCCCUUUAAUAAUUUGUUUACAAAAAACAAUGAUGAUGAAAAAAAAUUCUGCAUUUUUGUAAAAACAAUGAUGCUGUAAUAUAUCAAAACUUGUUUUGUUUAAAAUGGAUAUAUAUUUCUAAAAAUUAUAUAAUCUGUUUUAAAAUAAAAAUAUUAUAUUUUAUAUCUAUUAUAUAGAAUAAAAUAUUUUCAAUAGAUUAUGUAAUAUAAAAAAACUUUGUGGUUUAUACUAACUUAACUAUUUAUAUAUAAUAGUUUAAUUUUACUAAGAACGUGUAUAAUAUACAUUUACUAUAGAUUUUUUUCAUAAUUUUUCAUUUCUUGUUUUGUUCUUCCAAACAACUAUCAUGUAAUUGGAUAUAGUAUAUUGUAUAAAAUAUAAAAUAUAUAUUUUAGUGGCACAAUAUAUCACAUUACAAUAUUUUCUCUUCUUACUCUUCAUCUUCUCCUCUCUUUUCUUUAUUCUCCUUUUUUAGUUUUUCUUCCUACCUUAUUUUCAUCCGUCUUGUCCUCCUCACCCAUCUCUUCUUUUUCCUUCUUUAUCUUGUCUUUGUUCUUUUUCAUUGCUCAUCUUUCUUUCUUGUUUCUCUUUUUUUUUUCUGCUAAUCUUCUACCUCUGUUUUAAGAGCACAAUAUAAUAUGUAACAAUAUGUUCAUUUCAUUUUCAUUUUUAUUAACUUUUUCCCUAAUUUCUCUUUCGCCAUUUGUUUUUCUUCCCCUCUUACUCUUCUUUCUCGUCUUGUUCUUCCUCACCUUUUUUUCUUCACCUCACUACAUUUUUCCUUCUGAUUUCUCCUUCUUCUCACUCCUCACUCUUCACUCCUCUUCCUCCACCUACUCCAACUUUCUCACUUUUUCUACCAUGUGUUCUACAUUUUCCUAUUUCUCUUCAUUCUGCACUCUUCACUCUCCUUUUUAACUCCUCUUUUUUCUUCCUCCUUCUAUACUUCUCCCUCUUGCUCCUCCCUAUUCACUCCUCAUUUCUCUCUUUCCAUUUCCUUGUACUAUUAUUAUUGUUAUAUUACUAAGGAAAUCAAAUUCUUAAUUUUUAGUUACAUUUCUGUUUAAAAAAUCUAUUUUAUAUUUGAUAUUAUAGAUAAAAGAGUAUUCUGUUUUUGUGUGUGUUGAAUAUACAUAUGCGCUGUAAAAAUUGCAAUGUCCAGUUGUAUUGUAAAUUGACACAUAUUUUAAGAGAUGGUUAUUUUGUAGAUUAUUAUCGUAUAAUGGUUAUAUAACAAGUUAACCCUAUGUUAAUUGUCACUCUUUUUCACGUGAACAUUUAGAACACACCUUAUUUGUGUAUAUCUUUGUGACUGAUAGACUCACAUGUAGUCUAUAACGUGUCAAGUAACAACAAAUGUAUACAUGUAUAAGGUGUGUUUCUGAAUGUUUACGUGUAAAGAAAGCCACUUAUAAUAUAUAUGAGCAUAAAUAUAUAUUUUACCAAAACACACAUAUAUAUUAAAUAUAUUUUACUAUACCAAUUUAUAAUUAUUCAUCUUCUUUAAAUAUUAAAAUAAAUUGCAUUUUAAAUCAUGAAGUUGGCAAAAAAAUAGCAUUUUAAAUCUUUGAGUUCAAGUAUUAACAUUUUAAACAAUAAAAACAGAUUCAGUAACGUAUUAAACAUUGAAACUAACUUACUUGUUUAACAUGUUAAAAUUAUGAUAGGUAGUGUUUAUUAACAUGUAAAAAUAAGUGAUAUGACGGUUUUUCAAAAAAAAAAAUUAAUAAAAAAAUUAAUAAAAAUUAAAAAUUAAAUAAAACUACAAAAUAAAUUGUAGACAUCGAUAAAAAUUUGAAAUUCGCACAAAUUCACAAAAU